AUGUUUAAACCAUUAACGCUUUUGUCAAGAAUUAUCAAAUACAAGUACCGAAGCCCAUACCCUAUACAAUCAAUUUCCCCUCCACAUAGACGAUCGGUAGUUUUGAUUAUAUUAUUCAUUGGCCAAAGAGGUGAAUUGAGAGUAUUAUUAACUAAGAGAUCUAGAGGUUUAAGGAGUUUUUCUGGACAUGUGUCCUUUCCUGGUGGGAAAGCUGAUGACACCGACCAAAGUUUUAUAGAUACAGGGAGACGUGAGGUAGAAGAAGAAAUAGGAAUACCGCAAGAUGACGAGCUCCUCAAUAAAGAAUAUUUAUUGAGUUUAGAACAAUUAAAUGUAAACUUGCCAUGUUAUUUAUCAACUACCUUUUUAAGUGUAAAACCACUGGUAUUUUUUUUAUACAAUAGCAAUUUAAGAGAUGAAAAUUUAUUGAAAUAUUCAACCCCUAUAGAUGGUUCAAAAUUCAAGGCUAAAUUAAAUCCUGGGGAAACUUCAUCCAUUUUUUCUAUUCCGUUAUCUGAUUUGACAUAUUUUAUGUUCUAUGACUCCUAUGAUCAUUUGACUAAUAAGUAUAAACCUGAAUAUACUAAACGAACGAAAAUUACAAAAGCUUGGGGUGGCCUUAGAUGGAACGUCUCCCACUAUUAUUAUCCUACAUUAAAUGCACAGGAUGAAAGUUGGCUGAAUAAUGUCUUAGAUAUGAGUUCUGAUGAGGAAAAAUUGGGUAAUUCAGAUGAUAAUUUGACUUACAAAGAUGUCUGGGGGCUAACUGCAAAAAUUUUAUACGAUCUGUCUAGAAUAGCUCAUGGUUACAUUUCAAAUAACACAGAUGAUAAACAGAAUCCCUCUUUAAAUAUUAAAAUUGGAGAUGAAGAUUUAAUUUAUGCAUUACACGAGUUUGGUAAACAAAUGCAAUCAAAAAGUAGGACUGAUUGGGAACUUGCUAUGUUGAAAGGCUCAAAAACAACUAAUUAUUCGGAUGUUUUACCUAAAUUUUGUUUAGAAAAACUAGAAGCACCGUCAGACUAUGAAAGUGGUGAUCAGCACUAA
Messenger RNA from Tetrapisispora phaffii CBS 4417, 1047 nucleotides. It is a transcript of the gene PCD1, whose product is annotated as 8-oxo-dGTP diphosphatase. Gene Ontology annotation, biological process: coenzyme A catabolic process; nucleoside diphosphate metabolic process. Gene Ontology annotation, molecular function: magnesium ion binding; coenzyme A diphosphatase activity; manganese ion binding. The record is from RefSeq and is a predicted model, not a curated record. Bases 1 to 1047 code for a protein of 348 amino acids. The transcript has a single exon. Lineage: Eukaryota; Fungi; Ascomycota; Saccharomycetes; Saccharomycetales; Saccharomycetaceae.